CGUUUCGCUCUCAUUCUCUGGUCUCGGGAAGGGAACGAUAAUGGAUGGGGGAAUUUCGUACCAGAGGUUUCCGAGGGUGAAGAUCCGGGAGAUGAAGGAUGACUACCUGAAGUUUGAACUGCGGGACACGGACGCAUCGAUGGCAAAUGCGCUGCGGCGCGUGAUGAUCGCUGAGGUGCCGACGAUAGCCAUCGACUUGGUCGAGAUUGAGGUUAACUCCUCCGUCCUCAACGACGAGUUCCUUGCCCAUCGUUUGGGGCUAAUUCCUCUUACCAGCGAACGCGCCAUGAGCAUGCGCUUCUCCCGCGACUGCGACGCCUGUGACGGCGACGGUCAGUGUGAGUUCUGCUCUGUCGAGUUCCACCUCCGUGCCAAGUGCCACUCUGACCAAACCCUUGAUGUUACUAGCAAAGAUUUGUACAGCUCAGAUCACUCGGUUGUACCCGUCGAUUUCUCCGAUAUAGCUGGCCACGAUUCUUCUGAGCAGAGGGGAAUUAUCAUUGUCAAGUUACGCCGUGGACAAGAACUUAGGCUACGUGCAAUAGCAAGGAAAGGGAUUGGUAAAGACCAUGCAAAAUGGUCUCCUGCGGCAACAGUUACCUUCAUGUAUGAACCAGAGAUUCAUAUCAAUGAAGAAAUGAUGCAAACCUUGACACUUGAGGAGAAAAUGGCCUUAGUUGAAAGCAGUCCAACCAAAGUGUUGGGCGUGGAUUCUAAUCAACAGGUUGUAGUUGUUGAUCCGGAGGCAUAUACUUACGAUGAUGAAGUGCUCAAGAAAGCAGAAUCUAUGGGUAAGCCAGGGCUUAUUGAGAUCAAUGCUAGAGAAGACAGUUUUAUAUUCACGGUGGAAUCUACUGGUGCGAUGAAAGCUUCCCAGUUACUACUCAAUGCCAUAGAAAUCCUCAAACAGAAGCUGGAUGCAGUUCGACUGUCUGAGGACACUGUUGAAGCUGAUGAUCAAUUUGGUGAGCUAGGUGCCCAUAUGCGAGGUGGAUGAUGCUGGUAAACCAAAUUAUCAGUUAAAACAUUUGUAGGCUUGUACCUGCUGAUAUUGUGUAACUGCAUAUUUCCUUUAAAAUGUCAUGUGGAUACUAAUUUCUGCCCUGCAUGUUUAUGUAUGCUCCCAAGUCCUAACUCUGCCUAAUGUCCAUCUCCCAUGUGACUUGCUGCACAGAUUUUCCUUCUUUUUUGCCCCAAUGUAGGAGUGAGUAGGAAUGCUUGUAAGCUGUGUUUUAGCAUAUCACAUUGCACGUACGUAUAUAUUUUAUGAUGAUCAAAUGUUCAAACUAC
Messenger RNA from Tripterygium wilfordii, 1290 nucleotides. RefSeq names its product DNA-directed RNA polymerases II, IV and V subunit 3-like. The transcript is spliced from 3 exons. NCBI's taxonomy places the organism in Eukaryota, Viridiplantae, Streptophyta, Magnoliopsida, Celastrales, Celastraceae. Gene Ontology annotation, biological process: DNA-templated transcription. The coding region runs from base 41 to 997 and encodes 318 amino acids. Gene Ontology annotation, cellular component: RNA polymerase II, core complex. Gene Ontology annotation, molecular function: DNA binding; protein dimerization activity; DNA-directed RNA polymerase activity. The record is from RefSeq and is a predicted model, not a curated record.